This is a messenger RNA of Ceutorhynchus assimilis (cabbage seed weevil), 1110 nucleotides long. NCBI's taxonomy places the organism in Eukaryota, Metazoa, Arthropoda, Insecta, Coleoptera, Curculionidae. The record is from the annotation of a GenBank genome assembly.
CGUUCCAAGCCUAGCCGCGGUCAACGGUGUAUCCUGAAUCCUGCUAGCGAGCAAAUACCGCAUCAUAACGGUUUGAGUUGGCGAUAUAUCUCUCUAGUUUCUAUUGUUAACAAUUGACAAAUUUGAGAGUUAGGCACCAUAAAUUGGUAAAUAUCGUUAAUUAUGGCGGACCUAGACGAUUUUUUCGCCAAAAAAGACCGCAAAAAGAAGACGACAUCGAAGAAAUUCGCCACCACGGAGGAGGUUGCCAAAAAACUGGAGGAUACUGCCAAGAAAACAGAAAAACAGAAAAAGGAACGCGUCUCAGAGGGUGAUGACACCAAUCCUCAACCUCAUGAACAAGAUGAAUGGAAAGAGUUUGAAGAAGAAAAAAAAGACUAUACCGGGCUCAAAAUCGGGAAUCUCACCAUUAAUGCCAAUCAAGACAACAUCGGACAUCAAGAGUCUGGUUCGGGGGACCAACAAGAAGGUCUUGAACACAGUGAGGAUGCCGAAAGAAAAUCUGGACCUUGGAACCGGAUGGAUUCUACUAACCAAGCCGAGGAAGAGAACCCCUCUCCACCACCAAAGGUUGUUGUAGUUGAGAAACCCACUAUACCAGAACCAUCUACUGGGUUGAAAACAACUUAUAAACCACCUGCAUUAGUGCGUAGCCUAAACGCGACAAGUGCAGCGCCUGCAAGGCUUCGAGGUAAUCGUGGAGCUGCUCCAGAUAUCCACAACGAAGAUUUCUUCCCGACGUUGAGUGGCAAGAAAAAAAGUGGAGAAGGGGCCUUUGAAGUGGUCCAACAGCAUCGUGCUUCCUCUUACAAGCAACAUUCGGAGCAAUCUAAAGGCGGUGGUUGGCCAAAGUUAAGCCUAGGCAACCGGUAUAACACUUUGAGCAGUAAUGACAGCUAGUGGCGCCCCCUAAAGUAUUCUAAUUAAUUUUAUACAUCCCAUAUCCUGACUUCUUUUUUUUUUGAUAUAGCAAGAAAAAUUGUUUUUUUUUCCAAAUACCUACAGUUCGCGAGCCUUUUUGUUGAGAUUUGUUUACAAUAUCCAAUUAUCAAUUGUUCCGUUUACAAAUAAUUAUAUAUUCACAAAAAAAAAAAUAUAAUUAAUUAUUAU